This is a messenger RNA of Amorphotheca resinae ATCC 22711, 954 nucleotides long. RefSeq lists its product as hypothetical. Gene Ontology annotation, biological process: maintenance of RNA location; mRNA splicing, via spliceosome. The transcript has a single exon. Gene Ontology annotation, molecular function: protein binding; mRNA binding. The record is from RefSeq and is a predicted model, not a curated record. Gene Ontology annotation, cellular component: nucleus. The coding region runs from base 1 to 954 and encodes 317 amino acids. Lineage: Eukaryota; Fungi; Ascomycota; Leotiomycetes; Helotiales; Amorphothecaceae.
AUGGAGGCUCACAGCCCGUCCCGUUCCGAUAGGCCGGAGAAUCGGAGGCAUCGAUCCAGAUCUACUGACUCGGAGGAGGAAAGACGCAGAAGGCGCAGAAAGGAACGUCGUGAAGCGACCGUACGCGAAGCUGUCGAGUUAUCGAAGAACCAUACUCGUCGGCGCGAUGACAGUCGUGAACGCGACUACGGGCGGGAUAGACAUGACGACAGAGACCGGGAACGUCGGAGGUCCCGCAGUCCAGAACACAGAUCCCCUCGACGACGGCACGACGAUCGAGACUCCAAGUAUAGAAGCAGGAGAGAUCGAUCACUAGACUCUCGAGAUCGAGAUGGCCGAUCAUCACGAGAAGGCUCUUCAGGCCAGAUUAGUCGGAGGAGCAAAGGACCGUUGCCAUCACAAGCUGCGUCUUUCCAGGCGGACCGGGACCCAAGGGCUCUUGUAGCAGGAGGGAAGGAGACACAGGAGAAACAAAAACCAAACUUCGCUCCCACCGGUCUUCUCGCGGCAGCAUCCAACUCGGUAGCACAGGCCGAUGGCACAUCCAUUGUCCUCAAGUACCACGAACCACCGGAAGCACGCAAGCCUCCUGCAAAGGACGUAUGGAAACUAUUCGUGUUCAAGGGGGCGGAUAUUGUGGACACAAUUGAGCUUAGCAUCAAGACGUGUUGGCUCGUGGGCCGUGAAUUGGCUGUAGUGGAUCUGCCGGCGGAACAUCCGAGUGUCAGCAAGCAACAUGCGGUGAUUCAGUUUCGAUAUGUGGAAAAGAAGAACGAGUACGGAGACAAGUUGGGAAAGGUCAAGCCAUAUCUCAUCGAUCUUAAUUCUGCGAACGGCACAUCGCUCAACAAGGAGGAGAUUCCCCCAAGUCGAUAUGUCGAGUUACGAGACAAGGACAUGAUACAGUUUGGGCACAGUACGAGGGAAUAUGUGUUAAUGCUCUCGCCGAACUAG